AAACACACAGAGCGACAUUCGUCGAAUAUCACAGUUGAGCGCAAAGAAGACACCCGCGAUGGGAUCCCUCGCCAACAAAAUCGUGGCCAUGGCGGCUGUCCUUGCGGCGCUCGUCACCGGCGGCUCGUGCGCGCCCAAGAAGUUCCCGCCUGGCCCCAACAUCACAACCAACUACAACGGCCAAUGGCUCGUUGCCAGGGCCACCUGGUACGGCCAGCCCAACGGUGCCGGCCCUGACGACAAUGGCGGUGCGUGCGGGAUCAAGAACGUGAACCUGCCACCCUACAACGGCUUCACGGCCUGCGGUAACGUCCCCAUCUUCAAGGACGGCAAGGGCUGCGGCUCAUGCUACGAGGUGAGAUGCAAGGAAAUGCCGGAGUGUUCGGGCAACCCGAUCACGGUGUUCAUCACCGACAUGAACUACGAGCCCAUUGCACCCUACCACUUUGACUUCAGCGGCAAGGCCUUCGGCUCCCUGGCAAAGCCCGGGCUCAACGACAAGCUCCGCCACUGCGGCAUCAUGAACGUGGAGUUCAGGAGGGUGCGGUGCAAGCUUGGGGGCAAGAUCAUGUUCCACGUUGAGAAGGGGUCCAACCCCAACUACCUGGCCGUGCUGGUCAAGAACGUGGCGGACGACGGCAACAUCGUGCUCAUGGAACUCGAGGACAAGGCGUCGCCGGGGUUCAAGCCGAUGAAGCAAUCCUGGGGCGCCGUGUGGAGGUUUGACACACCCAAGCCGAUCAAGGGCCCCUUCUCCAUCCGCCUCACCAGCGAGUCCGGCAAGAAGCUCGUCGCCCCAAACGUCAUCCCGGCAUCCUGGAAGCCCGACACCCUCUACAACUCCAACAUCCAGUUCUAAUAGACUUUGCAUGCCCUUCAUCCGGCAGCAAGCCAAGUUGGCCGCUCAUGUUUAUUUGCACCAGAGAAUGCACCGCUAAUAAAUAGUAGUACUGAGUCUUCUGCAUUCUAGCUAGUAUGUGAUCCCUGUUGUUGUUCGGGUUCAUGAUCAAAUUCCAAACAGUGGAAAAUAAAAAGAUUGAAUAUAUGUGUCACCAUUGAUGGAUACUUCAAA
This is a messenger RNA of Sorghum bicolor (sorghum), 1072 nucleotides long. Its product is annotated as expansin-B9. Lineage: Eukaryota; Viridiplantae; Streptophyta; Magnoliopsida; Poales; Poaceae. The transcript is spliced from 4 exons. Gene Ontology annotation, biological process: sexual reproduction. Gene Ontology annotation, cellular component: extracellular region. The coding region runs from base 59 to 859 and encodes 266 amino acids. The record is from RefSeq and is a predicted model, not a curated record.